AUGGCGGCAUCCAUUCACCACCUUCAGUCGUCAUCACGCACUAUCUCGUCCAAGACUUUUUCAAGUUCGUAUCAGCAUGAAUCAACUUCACAAGACACUUCCAGUCAAGAUACCAAUGCUCCACAUCACGGUGGUACGACUCGAGAAGGUCGUACGGUUGAUUCACAAUCCGAAAAACACGCCACAAAGAUGGAAGCAAAUGCCAUGAUCACGACUCGAAAUUCUGUUGAAUUAAUGCGUAAACCACAUAAACCCAAGCGAAGAUAUAAGAAACGAAAAGCGACAUGUACUGUCCGUAAAGAGGAGAUGGAAAUAUUAGCGUUGGAAUGCACAAAAUUACAACAAGAGGUGGAAAACCUGAAAUUUCAGACUUUUGUGGAGAAAAGUGACGAAAACCACUCGGAUCGAAAGGUACGAGGUAGGAAUGAUUUAUUACGACAAGCCGUACAAGACCGACAUUUGAUACUAGCAAGAGCACAAGCGAUGUUUGUGGAAUAUGCUCAACAAAGUCGAUAUCGACUUUAUCCAACGGAAAUGAACAUUCGACUUGGAAUGGAUCGAAAGGAUCGAAGAAGAAUUUUGAGUGCAUUGAGAAGACCAAAAUUGGAUGAAGCACGGAGGUAUUUAAUGGAACGAUUACGUGGAUUAGAUCCAAUCGCACCUUAUUUUCACGAAGAACGAUAUAAUACCAUGGAAGGUGAUUCUUGUAUUGCAAGAUUUGAUGUGACUCCAUUUCGAGGCGCAAAAGGUGUGCAGCAAGUAUUCUCGGCUUUGCAGCAAGCUAUUUUUAAUGCUGAAAUCAUUAUUUCCGAGUCAUCGGGAAAUAUUACGAUUCGUGAGGACGAUGAAUUGGGAGAUGAUGACUUAUCACACAUGCGCUUCUUGUCACAGACACCGCUGGGUGUACAGGUAGAGACGAAUUUGGUACUAUUCUCAGAUCGUGCUCAUUGCCAAACGAAGGAUGUGAGCUUAGCAGAGAAUGGUCAUUAUGCGAUCAUAGCGUCUGAUUAUGUUGACGAAGAUAUAAAGUACCCGUACAAGCCGAAUGAGCGCAUAAGACGUGAUUCCACGACUGCAACCAUGGUAACGUCGUAUCAAGAUUAUACUACCGGUAAUAAAGAUGAGGGUGAGGUUGUGGUGGUAGUCACGCGAUGGGCACUCAACAUCAUACGACGUCCUGUUAUUUCUGUCUCAAGUGAAGUGUGGGAUGAAUUGCGCAAUUCUCAUCUUCAGUGGGCAGACAUGAUGCUUAAUUGUGUACGCCAAGCUCUUUGCUGCCGGUAA
This is a messenger RNA of Peronospora belbahrii, 1284 nucleotides long. The record is from the annotation of a GenBank genome assembly. NCBI's taxonomy places the organism in Eukaryota, Oomycota, Peronosporomycetes, Peronosporales, Peronosporaceae.